Cuscuta epithymum is the source of this 1865-nucleotide messenger RNA. The record is from the annotation of a GenBank genome assembly. NCBI's taxonomy places the organism in Eukaryota, Viridiplantae, Streptophyta, Magnoliopsida, Solanales, Convolvulaceae.
AUACAAAUUAAUAACUGAAUUGGAACAAAUAUCGUAUUUUAGAAAUCCACCAGAUGAUCAUGAUAUUCGUUCAAGAAAAGGGAUAAGUGUAUUAAUUUUUGAAGAGCCUAAGACUCUCAAAGAUAAGACUACAAACAAAGAUAAGAAUACAAAAGAGACAAAUAUUCAAGCUAUAAAAUCCGACAAUGAUGAGAAAGAUAAAAAUAUGAAAAAGAAAAAGGAAGAUGAGGAUAAUAAGCUUUAUUUGUUACGAUAUCCGCACCAAUCUGAUUUUCGCCAAGGCUUAAUAAAAGACUCUAUGCGAACUCAAAGACGUAAAAUAGUUAUUGAGGGACUUUUUAAAGCAAAUGCGCAUUCCCCUCUCUUUUUUGACAGGAUGAGGAAAAAAACCUUUUUUUCUAUACCAUACCUGGCUCAACUGAAACGACUUUUUAUAAAAUGGUCAUCCAGAAACGAGUUCGGUAUUUUAGAGUCUACAGAGGAAAAAAAAACAAUAAUAAAAAGAGAAACCAAAAAGGAAAAGAAACGACGAGAGGAAAUAGAACGGUUAGAGAUAGGGGAAGCCUGGGAAACUUUCCCAUAUACCCAAAUAAUAAGAGGUUUGUUAUUAAUAACCCAAUCAAUUCUGAGAAAAAAAAUUCUAUUACCUUCAUUCAUAAUCGGGAAAAAUAUAGGGCGUAUGCUACUAUUUCAAACUCCUGAAUGGUCUGAAGAUUUAAAGGGAUGGAAUAAAGAAACGCAUGUGAAGUGUACUUAUAAUGGUAUUCCGUUAGCUGACAAAAAAAUUUCCGGAAAAUUGGUUGACAGAAGGUAUUCAAAUCAAAAUUUUAUUUCCUUUCUGUCUAAAACCUUGGCACGAAUAUAAAUCACUAACUUCUCGUGAUGACUUUUGUUUUUUAACAGUUUGGGGAAGGGAAACAGAACACCCUUUUGGUCAUCCACGACAAACACCUUCGUUUUUCGAGCCUGUUUUUAAGGAACUUUACAAAUUUGUAAAAGUAAAAAUCAAAUUUUUAAAAAAGUUUUCAAAAAAAAAAACAAGUUCAAACGAAAAAAGAACAAUACACCCGAGUUUAAUAAAAAAAGAAAAAGAUGAUCAAAUAAAUAACCAGAUAAUGAAUCAACCCUUGAGUAAAAUUGAAAAAAUUACAGAUUGGAAAAAUUAUUCACCGAUAGACAAAAUACAGGCUAUUACUCAUAGGACAAAUACAAUUAAAAAAAAACUAGAAAGAAUUACGGAAGAUAAGAAAAGGCUGACUCUAGAACUAGAUAUGAGCCCUUACAAAAAAAGUUCGAGAUUAGCCUUGUCAAAAAAUUUUUGUCAAAUGUUAAAAAUAAAAAAAAAUAGAUUAAGAUAUAAAUUUCAUUAUUUUAUAAAAUUAUUGAUUCAAAGAAUAUCUAACUAUAUUUUUUUAUAUACUAUAUCUAUUUGCCAAAUGACUGAAAAACUCUUUGUGGAAUCAACAAAAAUGAACUCUCUUUCAAAUAUAAAAACGCAUAAUAAUAAGCGUUAUAAGGAAAAGCCAGAGAAUUUUGGUGAUUUAUCUAACUUGUCACAAGCAUAUGUAUUGUACAAAAUAUCACAAAGGAGUUUUUUGAACGUAUCUAAUUUGAUGUCUGUUCUUCAACAAAAUGGAACAUCUUUCUUGAUUGAAAAGAAUUUCUUUAUUAAAAAAAAAUAAAAGACUCAUUUCAUAAACAAGGAAUACUUCAAUCUGAAGGAAUAAAAAAAGAACUUAAGCGGUCUAGAACGAGUCAAUGGAAAUUUUGGUUAAGAGGGAAUUCUCAAUACGAUUUAUCUCCUAAUUUCUGGUCUGCCUUAAGAUCACAAAAACAAAAAUGGAGAAAUAGGGCGAAUCGCUAUC